This is a messenger RNA of Capsella rubella, 3451 nucleotides long. RefSeq names its product probable E3 ubiquitin-protein ligase ZFP1. The record is from RefSeq and is a predicted model, not a curated record. NCBI's taxonomy places the organism in Eukaryota, Viridiplantae, Streptophyta, Magnoliopsida, Brassicales, Brassicaceae. The transcript has 9 exons. The coding region runs from base 1614 to 3224 and encodes 536 amino acids. Gene Ontology annotation, molecular function: zinc ion binding; ubiquitin protein ligase activity.
AAAUAUAAACCGAUCCUCUUCAUCGGCACCCCCAUCACCGAAAAAAAAGAGAAAAAGCUAUAAAACUCAUUUCUCUCUCUAAACCCUUCUUUUCCUAAAAAAAGUUGCGUCAUCUAUACAAAAUUCAUACGUCUCUUUUGCUUUCUCCUCCGAUCGGUCUCAUUUCUCAUCGCCGGAGAAAGCUUUGGUUUAGGGGCAAUGGUGGUUACUAAUUCUAUCAUACAUUUCUCGACCACGAACAUCUGGUAGUUGAGAAACUGGGGAAUACCUUAUCAGUGAUUUCAAGUUGUUUGGGAGAGUUGAGAGCUAGUACGACCAUAUAUUUCAGGAUCAGUGGCUACUGGCUGGCCUAUAUCCUUGAUGUAUUCUGAUUUGCAGAUCUUGUUGUGGACCUUCUUGGUUGAUUGGCUGAUGAAAGAGAAACUGAACUCAGAUAAGUGAUCCAAAUUAUUAGCAUGCUUAGUUCUACUCCUAAAUGUUCGAUGACCAAUUUUUAUAAUGGUAGUGGUUUUGUGAAGUUUUUUCGAUUCAGUUCUUCUGCCAGUUUCUAGUGGCGUAGAAUUAGUCUGAUCCGAUUACAUCAUCUUAAUGGGAGUGAGAAAAUAGUCACAAUUAGUCCUACAGGCACCACAUGUGUACCUGAAUGUGUUAGUCAUCUAAAGAUGCUUUGAGGUCUGGUGUAAGGUAUCUAUGAGUGGGGAACUUUACACUUCUUUAAAAUACUACAGUCAGGAGCCUAUCAAGGUAUGCUGGUGGAUUUUAAGACAAUUAGAGCGCAGACAUUGUAAAUGAGGUAGUAAGCCUUUACUGGCUAGUGCUUUUGUGGACUAAACGAGGUAGUAAGCAAUUCACCCAAGGAAGCUGUAGCGUAUUCAAUUAGUGGAUCCGAAGAGAAGGAACUAAACUUGGUGUUCUUACUGUAUUAGUAAAGUCAUGGGCCUCAUCGCGUCGGGGUUUGCUUGAAAUGUGUGGAGAUGAUGAAUCAGUUUCUCAGUCAAGCACGACAGCUGUGUAGUGUGUUCUUGGUUAGGAUUUCCAAACCUAUAUCCUUCUAAAAUUAUUUGCCUGCAGGUACAUUUUUGAGAGUUGUAGUUCAUAAAAUAUUGUAAGCUUAUGUCCUGCUACUGGAUACUCAUCUACUUUUCUUGGCUACUCAAACAUGGUUGUAAGUUUAGUGAAAGACAUGUACAUGGCCUUUAAUUAUACUUCAGAGCUUUCAAAUCUAUUCUUUGUGACACAGACCAUGACUUUAGCAGUUGAGUAUCUUUGUUUGAAGUUGGAAGUCAUUGUUGGUGAAUAUGAACGAAGAAGCAAUGCAUUGAUAGAAGCUCAAAUGAUGAUAUUAAUUGUUACCUAUUUUGCAUGAACUUACUUUGAUGCUUUUCUAUUCGGAUACAAUAGAUUCUUCCAUCCUCUUCUAUAUCUGCUACACUUCUACUUGGUUCCCGAUAGACUGUUUCUGUAAGACUUAUUGACUUUCUGAAAGUGUGUAACUUCAUGAAAUCCUAGUGUUCCUCGUAACAUUUGAUGGCACUGGUUUGCAGAGGUGAGACCUGAAGUGAUACUUUAAUGCAAAGGUUUAAUUGACCUUAAGGUUGAAUUGCUGUAUAAUCAUGGGGCACAGACAGUUUCAUGGUUCAUCCCAAUAUUUUGAUGAUGAACAUGAUCAAGGAUGGAAUCAUAUACACCCAGAGCAUCCAUAUACAACUCUAGCAAGAUCUGGGACCAGUGAGAACAGAUCCCAUGUUUAUCCAGCAGAGAACAUAUUGAAUGAAGGAAUGCCAGCGUCUUCUCAUUGGAACUCUUCUCCACGUCCAAAUGCCUAUACUGCCUCAGGUCAUAGUGUGGAGAGAUCACACUACAAUUCAGGGGCUUCGGGCCCAUCCCAUGACCCUUUCGUAAGUUCAACAGUUGCAACUUUCUCUGCUCCACAUGAGAAUUAUGUGACGUUUCCAGCUUCUUCGAACUGCAACAACCAGCCAUGGUCAAAUGUUAGUUAUGUUGAGCAAUCUAUGGAAAAUAUGAGAGGAGCACAAAAGCGGAAAAGCCCAUGUGGUUCUUCCAUCUAUGAAAUGGGCAGUUCAAGCCAAUAUCACUGUGACAGACCUUCAGACACCCCAUUUCCGUCGGAAUUGCACCUGGGAAAAUCAAUAAAGCAUGAUCAUGAUCCUCAUUACGCGCCAUGGCUCAUGAAUCCAGCUUACAAAAAUAAUAAUCUCUUGAUCAGGGGAGAGGGUUCUUCAAGGAAUGUCCGGAGUCGUCCUACACUUGAUUUAGACACCAGCAUUGAUAGAAAUAAUUUGUCAAGAUGUCCAAGCCUUGAUUCUCAUUAUGCAUACCACCACAGUGUUGAGAAUUCUGGCUCAGGUCAAUUUCCUGGCCAUACAUCUCAUAUAGAUAAGGAUUGGAACUGUGCUAGACCCUCCCCAGCUCCUAGAGAGACAAACAAUUUUCUUCCUGCGAGAAGUAUUGCCAACAGUACCUCUGUUGAUACUUCCAGCUAUCACCAUGGGCUUACCGAAAACAGAAACCCUACAGUUUCCCACGGUUUCUCAGGAGCUUCAUCACAAUCUACAAGCAGCAGCCGCUUCUCUCAUAGGUCAACACCCUCCUAUAGAUCUUCGACACAUGGGUCUCAAUUGGGACAUGUAGCAUCUUCUUCUGGAGACAGGUCUCAUUUGAUCACUGAGACUUAUCCAUCGAGGCAUCUUAGGCCACCACCACACAUUUCAUGGCGUAGUGGUGAUCGCCCAGGGAGACGCAGGAGUUCCUAUGAGAGGUUUCAGCCUCCUUUCGAUGAAGUUGCUCUUCAUGAACGGUUUUCAUCUGAGGGAUUCAUGGCCGUAGAUCGCCAGCCACACUACUAUGGAUCCAGGGAAACGCUUGAUCACCACAGGGACAUGAGGCUUGACAUCGAUGACAUGACCUAUGAGGAUCUUCUUGCUCUUGGAGAAAGGAUUGGGAGUGUCAACACUGGUUUGUCCGAUAGCGCUAUCUCCAGUUGCUUAUUAAAGACAACAUAUUAUCCAUUGUAUCAAACGGAGGAGCAAAGAAGAUGCGCUAUCUGUCUGGAGGAGUACAUGGAAAAAGAAGAGUUAGGGGAAGUGAAGGGGUGUGGUCAUGACUACCAUGGGAGCUGCAUCAAGAAAUGGCUGUCGAUGAAGAACUCUUGCCCUAUUUGCAAAUCUCCUGCUCUACCUGAUGCUUCGAAGAACCCAUCAUAAAUUAUCUCUAGAUUUAUAAAUACUCGAAUGCUUUUUAGGUGAUAUUUCUGUGUGAAUGUUUAUAUAUAUUGAUUUGUCUUUCUUUCAAAGGUUAAAAAAUAUGUUGAUAGGAUCGAAAUACAACAAUAAGUAAGUUGUAAAUAGAUGGAAUGAUUAUUUCUCAAUGGUUAUGACUUAUGAUAUAUGUAUUGGAAACGACUCUCUUUGGAAAAUUUGGAUUUUUAUUA